UGAAACUGAACCUGUGGAUGUGAACUGGAAACCUUAAAGAUGUUUCAAUAGAAACAUAUCAGAUUUUGGCCUGAUGAUCUUCUUCAAGCCAUCUGUUAGUUACCAGUCCAACUGAAAACGAUGGUGGGUGAUUCAGGUCAAGAAGCAGGUCACUGAGGAGGAAUCAAACCCACACUGUUGUUGGUACGCAGGCGUGAUGUUGGCGUGGUGCUGCCAGCUGCUCACCUGGGUGCUGCUCACCACUACAGUGAAGAGCCAGAGCUGGAGACCCUGUACAGAACUGCUGCCUCUUGACUUGCUGACCAGAGCCCUGCCACACCCAGGACAAGCCCCACCCACACAGGUGCAGAUUGUUCAGUCUAGAGGGUCCAGAGGCCUCCGAUUGGCCGGCGCUGCAGCGACAGCACUGAGUUUCCCUGCUUCCCAGAUCUUUGAAUACUCUCCUGCUGAGUUCUCAUUGGUUGCCACCAUGAAGAUAGCAAGACUGAGACCAAAGACAAAUGAGUACAUCCUCUCUGUGGUGGAGGAAGGAUCUGAUUCACUCUUGCUCGGGUUGCGUGUCUCUGAGAACCACCUCCACUUUCUGGUCACGCCCCCUGGUGUUGUUAGGCGGAGCCGACUGAGCUUUAAGGACAUUGGAUUAGAUGAUAACCACUGGCACACUGUGGUGCUGGCCGUUACUGGACCAUACGCCACUCUAACUGUCGACUGUGGACUUCCUCUGGAGCUUAAACAGGUCCAGUCCUUCCCUGCUACUCUGAGCACCAGAGGGUCCAGGUUCUUCAUUGGCAGCAGGAGGAGGUGGAGGGGACGCUUCUCUGGUUUACUGCGGCAGCUGGUUCUACUUCCUGGAUCAGAUGCCACACACAGACUGUGCCCAAUCUCUGACCCCAGUCUGGCUGAGCUGUCCGUCCCCCAGAUCCUGAAGUCCACCCUUCUACAUGCAGACCAGCAGGGACCAGUUUACCCGUACGAGGCUGAGGCCAGAGUGACUCUGGGAAAUCCUCCUGCAUGCUCGAGACCAGAACAAGGCCAGCUGUGGUUCAAUGCCCAGAGAAAAGGCCUGUUCAUCUGUGAUGGACUCGCAUGGCAGACGCUGCUGCAGAAGAAGGAGCGUCUGGAUUAUGUGGAGGAUUACCAGGACCUGUACACCAGCUCAGAGACCUUCAGCGUGGAGGUCUUCUCCAUCCCCUCUGAAGGCUUGUUUAUGGCUGCAGCCAACAGGGGCUCCCGGCCCGGUUCAGGGAUCUACAAAUGGAGAGACGGGUUGUUCCGGCUCCACCAGAACAUCAGCACUCAGGAGGCUCGAGCCUGGAAACAUUUCACCAUCGAAGACAAGAUUUUCCUGGUGGUGGCCAACUCCAGAGAGGUGGAGCCUGAGCUGUCUGUCAUCUACCGGUGGAAUUGGCGUCGGCGGCGUUUCCUUCGUUACCAGACACUGGAGACCUACGCUGCUCAGGACUGGGAGGCCUUCAACAUUUACAACCACAGCUUCCUGGUAGUAGCCAAUCACUGGCGAGCCAGAGACUCCAACCACAACAUCCAUAGUGUGAUCUACAGGUGGAACCCGAACACACAGCUGUUCGAGGUGAACCAGACCCUGUCCACAUCUGGAGCAUACGACUGGGAGUUCUUCACCAUCGGACCGUACCACUUUCUGGCAGUUGCCAACACCUUCGACGGUCGGACCACCAGCAUCAGCUCCACCGUCUACGUCUGGCUGGAUGGCUGUUUCCAGACUUUCCAGAACAUCCCGACAGUGGGAGCCACUGACUGGGAGAUGUUUCAGAUCGACGGCAGGUUCUUCCUCGCUGUCGCCAACAGUCAGAAGAUUUCAGACAGCGGCCCAAGUCUCUACAGCAUCAACUCCACUGUGUAUGAACUCAACACAUUCACACAGACCUUCAUCCGCUUUCAGGACGUCCUAACGCACAGUGCAGUAGACUGGGAGUUCUUCACCAUCGGGGAGGAGAGCUUCUUGGUGGUGGCCAACUCUCACGAUGGCAACUUGUACUCUCUGAACAGCGUCGUCUACAGGUGGCAGGGUUAUGAGGGAUUUGUUCCUGUCCACAGCCUGCUGACAUUCGGCUGCAGGGACUGGGAGCACUUCAGUACUGAUGAAGGCUCCUUCCUCAUCUACUCCAGCGCCACCUCCAGGCUCAGCAAGGUCUUCAAACUCAAAACCUACUGAAUGAAGUCCAUCCUUAAUACUUGCUGCAGGGGCCAGCUAUCAUCAUCACUGGCUGGUUUUUAGCCAGCAAAACAAAUUGUGAUCACAACCUACGUCCCUGCAUGUCACCCUUUACAGCCACAUUUUCUGUGAAGGUCUUCAGAGUUAAACCCUGAGAUAUGUCACACCUUCACCCUGUGGCAGAAUUCUAGUUCUGAUGAUCCUGUUCGAUCUAUGUGCUCUAACAAGUAUGUUUGUAGCAUUUUUACUAAGGCAGUUAAGCCACGUGCUGAUAAGAUGAUGCCCUCAGAGGGUCAAAGGCAAACUUUAUAAUGAGAAGAAACAGAAGGAAGGAUCACACAGCAUCUUGGGUGGCAUCCUAAAUCAUUAACAACUACACAAAGGUCCAGCUAAAAUUCAGGGUGGUGCUACCCUCCUGUUCAGGUGGGUGUUCAGUGCGGCUUCCACUUCCUGAGGGUAUCACUUGGUGAAUCCCAAUUCCCUUGAUUUAUCAUUCCUUGAUCUAUGGAUUUUUGCUCCCCCUGGUAGUUGUUCCAGUUUGCCAUGAUUAAAGACAUCCAAAAGCUCUUAUUUCUGCUCUGAGGACUGAGGAGGCUGCUGAGAAGUUAUAACCGAGGUUACACGAGUGCAAGCUUCACAGAAGCCUGUUACAGAUUGACACACCCCUUUAUAGGAAAUCAGUUUGUGAUCGGAUGCUUCACAUGAAAGUUCAGAGGAAAGGACGUGUCUCCUGGUUUCCUCUCUCCUUGAAGUUUCGCUGCAUCUUUUUCUUGUGUCUUUCAAGGGUGGGACUAAGACGGAAGAAAAAGACGUGAGUGAGCAAAAUGUGGAUGCGGUUAAAGGACCCGGGAUUCACCCAUUACCUCUGAUGUGCAUCCAGACAGUCUUGAGGAGGCGCAGUAAUUUGAACAUCGGUUGAAACAAUAACUUUAAACUUUUUAGAGACAUAUAAAUAA
Molecule: messenger RNA, 3147 nt
Organism: Monopterus albus (swamp eel)
Lineage: Eukaryota; Metazoa; Chordata; Actinopteri; Synbranchiformes; Synbranchidae
Product: thrombospondin-type laminin G domain and EAR repeat-containing protein
Exons: 16
Coding region: 197-2191 (664 amino acids)
Biological process (GO): signal transduction
Source: RefSeq, a predicted model, not a curated record